AACAAAGCAUUAUUUUAAAUCUUUUAUUAUGGUUGUACAUAUAAUUGUUGCCUUAUAUAACCAAACUUAAAAUAUCCAAAAAAUACAUAUCGACAGACUAAAGUUUUGUUGUAGCUCAGGUCAUUGUAUUGUAUAAAAAAAAAUUGUUGUGAGUCAUGAUGCGUGUUCUUUGCACCCACAAACCUCUGACACACGAGACGGUGAACGGUCUUGAAUCCAUGUCUUGCUUGGCGCAUUGUCCGAUAUAUCUGUGGCAUUUUUAAUGCAGUAUAAAAUUAAAAAAAAAGCAUAUGUAAUAAAAAACUUUUUACAAAUGACUUUGGUAUAAAGUUGAAAAAAUAAAAUGAUAGAUCUAGUUGGCGACGACGUUUAUGUAUAGAAUGUUUAAUAUGCAGAAAGUAAUCAUUAUUUUCUUAUAUAUUAUGUACAUGUUACUUUCAACUAGUCUUGGUAUAGGUAUCGAUUACUACGAUGAUACAAAAAAAAGUAAUAAUUUGACUAAUGAAGCGAACUAUUCAAUAUAUGAAACAUACAAUAAAUCCAUUGAAAGUGACAUCGAUGAGGAAAGAAAUGAACAAGUUAAUUUUUUUUACUAUGUUACUAAAACGACAACAGAAACUAUAACUCAAAAGGCUAAUGUAAGUUUUCUUCAUUCAAUAAAUUCUAAUUCACAUUUCAUGAAUGAGAAUAAUUUUUCGUCGAAACCAAUAUUAGAUAUUUUCAAUGAAUAUGAGUACAUUUAUGAUGAUGAAAGAUAUCAAACGAGAUAUGGAGAAUUUAUGCCUAAAGAAAAAGAAGUUCCGCUGUCUGGGCAGAAAGAAAAUCCAAGAAUCUACUAUAGUACAAAUGAUACAAGAAAAAUGAAGAAAAAUAAAUCAAAUUUAGUAAAACUAAAGCUAUUAGAUUAUUAUACUUUAGAACCGGCUGCUGCGUAUGUCCACAUAGAAGAUGAUAAAUAUACUCAGGAGAAUGGAAGUGUAUGGUACGUCCCACAGGAUAUCCCAUGUUGGGAACUACCAGUUUUGUAUGGCGAAUUAGGACGUAAAGAGAAAAUAUCAGAGGUGUUCUCAAUCCGUCGUGGAUAUCUAAAAAAUGUUUUACGCCAAAAUAAAAUAAAGAAAGAAUCCAGAAAAAAUGGAUACACUCUUGGUACGCAAAUGUUUAACAAGUGGUGCGGAAUCGAACCUUGUUAUGGAGAUCAUACACUUUGUCUAUUCCCUGAUAAAACUAUAUCAAUAUUUUGUGAAAAAGGAUAUACUGUGAAGACUCCUACUAUAUCAGAACAAAUAGCGCUUGUAAACACGGUUAAUUCUAUGAGAAAUCGUAUAGCUGCUGGGGAGUCGAUUAGAUAUUCUCAUUUACCACAAGCGGCUAAUAUGAUGCAAAUAACAUAUGAUUUUGAUUUGGAGAAAAUGGCACAAGCGUGGCUCAGUCAGUGCUUACCCGGGCCAGCACCUUGUUCCGCACUCGAAGGCAACUACGUAUCUGAACUCGAAUGUAUGAAGUACAUGCAGAAAUGUUGCUUGAAUUCCUAUAAUACGGAUACCAACUGCACACCAUCACCUGAAUGCUUUGUACUGGCCGUUGUUGGCUGCAUACAUGCAUGGUAUUGGAACGCUGGGGAAAACCUUAGCGAUACUGAUAUUCAAUGUGGCCAUAUAGAACCGACAACUUUUAACACUGUCCAGUUGAUUUGGGCUAACUCACAUAAAAUAGGAUGUGCAUUUGGCGUAAGUAGAAACGGUGAUGUAAGAGUAGUCUGUAAUUUUUCACCAGGCGCACCUUACUUUUUGAAACGUAAAUUUUUCUGUGGACUUCUACCCCAUAGAGAUAUCACCAGUGCCCUAGAUGCUACGGUCGAUUUUACAAAUUUAACUUUCUUAUCGUCUAUAGGAAUUCAUUUAGAUGAAAUCAAUGAAACAAAUACUAAUUAUGAUUCUAAAGUACAUGUUUUCGAUGAAAGGUUACUGGCAGAAAUAAAUUCAGUACAGAAAACUGCAUCUCACUGGGGGGUUCAUUCUCUAAGCAAUAUAUACCAAGAAGGUUGGGUUUCUCGUCUUUUAGAUAAGUUACAGAAUGGAACGAAAGGUAUGGUCGCCCGUGUGGUGACACAAUUUACUUUUUUCGAAGAGAGUGAAGCUAGAUGUGAUACAGAGGAACCAGUUUACGUGAAAGGUGAACCUGCCUCUCUGUGUGUAGAAAGAGGUAGAAGAUACCCAGCCUUGUGCUAUCAUUUCGGAGAUCCAACACCUGGAUACAGACUGGUGGCUAUUAUAGCACCUAUUACAUUGUUCUCUUUGAUUCUAUACGAUUUGUUUAGUGGAGCUGUAAGACAAACUGUUCAUUAGUCAUCAACUUGCCCUUAUCCCUAUUGAGGGUCCGCACAGUAUGUACUACUCAUCCUUACAUUUGUAUCAACCGUCAUAUCCGAAUCUACCCCUUUCCUACGCAUAUCCUCUUUUACACAGUCAUUCCAUACUUUUUUUGGUCUUCCU
This is a messenger RNA of Papilio xuthus (Asian swallowtail), 2495 nucleotides long. RefSeq lists its product as uncharacterized. The record is from RefSeq and is a predicted model, not a curated record. The transcript has 2 exons. Bases 372 to 2348 code for a protein of 658 amino acids. NCBI's taxonomy places the organism in Eukaryota, Metazoa, Arthropoda, Insecta, Lepidoptera, Papilionidae.